Messenger RNA from Galeopterus variegatus (Sunda flying lemur), 637 nucleotides. It is a transcript of the gene RBM41, whose product is annotated as RNA binding motif protein 41. The coding region runs from base 2 to 637 and encodes 211 amino acids. The record is from RefSeq and is a predicted model, not a curated record. Gene Ontology annotation, biological process: mRNA splicing, via spliceosome. Gene Ontology annotation, molecular function: U12 snRNA binding; pre-mRNA intronic binding. Lineage: Eukaryota; Metazoa; Chordata; Mammalia; Dermoptera; Cynocephalidae. The transcript has 6 exons. Gene Ontology annotation, cellular component: U12-type spliceosomal complex.
AAUGAUAGGGGCCUGUGGAAACAUGAAGAGGGUAAGCAGCUGUGUGAAGACUGAUGAUCAUGUCCUGGAAGAGCUGGAAACAGAAGGGGAGAGGCAGCUGAAAAGCCUUCUUCAGCAUCAACUUGAUACCUCUGUCUCAAUUGAAGAAUGUAUGUCUAAAAAAGAGAGCUUUGCUCCAGGUACUAUGUACAAACCCUUUGGGAAGGAAGCAGCUGGGACUAUGACUUUGUCCCAGUUCCAGACACUGCAUGAGAAGGACCAGGAAACUGCUUCUCUCAGGGAACUAGGGCUCAGUGAAACAGAAAUCUUGAUCUGGAAAAGUCAUGUUUCAGGUGAAAAGAGGACAAAACUGAGGGCAACUCCUGAAGCAAUACAGAAACGUCUUCAAGAUAUUGAAGAAAGGAUCUCAGAGCGUCAGCGCAUCCUUUGCCUGCCACAAAGAUUUGCAAAGAGCAAACAGCUGACCCGGCGAGAAAUGGAAAUAGAAAAGUCUUUAUUUCAGGGAGCUGAUCGUCACUCCUUCCUUAAGGCUCUUUAUUACCAAGCAUACCACAAAAAGACAAGUGCAGACAAGUACAUGACCUCAAUGAAGAGGAUGAUAAAAUUAGGCACAAAAGGUUAUGGUGGUUAUGAAUAA